AUUUUUUCCUUGUGCUGCAAAAUCUCGGAUUUAAGGUUGUUCCAAUUUCUGUCCUAGGUUGUCCUUGUUCACUAUCCGAACAUGAAGCGUUUCUUGAAAAAUUUCACUCUUGGAGGGGUUAGGGAGUUUUCUAUGCAAAAUGCAAGAAAUCCCAAUACCCAAAGCCUCAAAAUUGAUGGGAUUAAAGAUAUUAUAGCAGUUGCUUCAGGGAAAGGUGGUGUUGGCAAGUCCACUACGGCUGUUAAUUUGGCUGUUUCACUUGCCAAAAGGUGUCAACUAAAAGUUGGGUUGCUGGAUGCGGAUAUUUAUGGGCCUUCAAUUCCUUUGAUGAUGUGCCUCCAGGGAAAACCAGAACUGAGCAACGAUAGGAAGAUGAUUCCAAUUGAAAGUUAUGGCGUUAAGUGUAUAUCGAUUGGAUCUCUUGUAGACGAAAGGGAAGCAAUUGUGUGGAGAGGACCUAUGGUGAUGAAAGCCCUUGAACAGUUGACAAGGGGAGUUGAUUGGGGGAUCCUAGAUGUUCUUGUGAUAGAUAUGCCUCCCGGGACCGGUGAUGCUCAGUUAUCUAUUUCCCAAAGGCUACAAUUAUCAGGAGGGUUGAUUGUUUCAACUCCUCAAGAUGUUGCUUUACUGGAUGCUCGCAGAGGGGUUAAAAUGUUCACCAAAGUUAAUGUUCCGAUAUUGGGAAUUUUGGAGAAUAUGAGCUACUUUAAAUGCCCAAAAUGCAAUGAAUUAUCCUAUAUCUUUGGUCAAGGAGGAGCUCGGAAAACAGCUGAGGAGAUGGGUAUGAAAUUUCUUGGUGAGAUACCACUUGAGGUGGAGAUCAGAAGCGGUUCCGAUGAAGGUGUUCCCAUUGUUAUGUCAAAGCCUGAUUCUGUAAUAUCUCAAGUAUAUGGCAAUGUAGCUGAAAGAGUUGUCAUGAGGCUUGAAGAGUUAGAUAAGGAGCAACAUUUCAGGCCAGAUAUAUCUCUUUAAAUGUGUCGGUCAAGCUUUCCGCCAUCCUGAGUGUAAUAGUACCCAUUAGAAUCCACCCAUUUCUAACUAGAAAUCUAGUUGGCUCAGGAUAUAGAGCAUGACUGAAAGCACAUUUAAGCUAAGAAGAGUUCAAGGAAGUCCAAUAUCAGGAAAAGUGGUAAUCUGGUCGUGCUUUCUGGGAGGGAGCAACCCUGUUGACCAUCUUUCUGGCUGGAUAGCGAAUUAUCACUCAACAAUCAACACUGACUGGAAGUUGCAGGAAUGACUAUGUAUCCCUUUCGAGAAUUGAACCAUCUUCUCAACAUGAAAAGAUGAUAUUUACAUAUGAUGAACAUACCUGUGGAUUGAGAUGGUAUUAGCCAUUGUCAUCUUUCUUGGAAGGAAAAAGAAGAGAAGAUCAAAGAUUCUUUCCUGUGUUGGAUUUUCUCUUUUAUUUUUCCAUAUUGGAUGCUGCUUGUAUUUGUUAGUUGGAUUGGAUUGUUCAAUUUGGUGUUUGUUUUAGUGGGUAACUUGAUUCCUUCUUUUUAGUCAAAUGAUAAGAGUACAUCAUCUUAUGUAUUAUCUUUUAUUUAGUAUGGUAUCACAAUUUUCUUCUUUCUCUU
This is a messenger RNA of Solanum dulcamara, 1574 nucleotides long. Its product is annotated as iron-sulfur protein required for NADH dehydrogenase, mitochondrial. Gene Ontology annotation, molecular function: ATP binding; 4 iron, 4 sulfur cluster binding; ATP-dependent FeS chaperone activity. The transcript has 8 exons. Gene Ontology annotation, biological process: iron-sulfur cluster assembly; mitochondrial respiratory chain complex I assembly. The coding region runs from base 82 to 972 and encodes 296 amino acids. Gene Ontology annotation, cellular component: mitochondrion. The record is from RefSeq and is a predicted model, not a curated record. NCBI's taxonomy places the organism in Eukaryota, Viridiplantae, Streptophyta, Magnoliopsida, Solanales, Solanaceae.